This is a messenger RNA of Drosophila subobscura, 8224 nucleotides long. RefSeq lists its product as uncharacterized. The coding region runs from base 1263 to 4085 and encodes 940 amino acids. The record is from RefSeq and is a predicted model, not a curated record. Gene Ontology annotation, molecular function: dipeptidyl-peptidase activity; serine-type peptidase activity. Gene Ontology annotation, biological process: proteolysis. Lineage: Eukaryota; Metazoa; Arthropoda; Insecta; Diptera; Drosophilidae. The transcript has 16 exons.
GGGGUAUUUCAUCUGUGUGCCAAUCUCGGGCCCCAUUCAGUUUCAUCUGAGACUUUUGGCGCAGCGGUCGAUACUGAGGGAGAGCGAACAGAGAGAGCUCCGUUGAACAGGCCCCAAUAAUACGUGAAACUCAAGCAAAAACCUCGUGAAAUUGAAUAUUUUCGUGAACAAAAAAACAAUAUCCAUAAAACAAUACACAAGUGAUAGACAAACUGGAUCUGAGUGUGCUUGCUGUUCAGUGUUGUGCUGCUGCCAUAAAGAAAAAAGGAACAAUUAACUUGAGUGGAGUGUAAUGUGCUCUGGGCUCUGCAUUUUGCCGUCGCUAGUUGUACAUACUCCGGUAGUGCUGUAGUGCAGCUGACAGGCGGACCAUUUAGAAAUCUGCCCGCGAAGGAAAAGGAGCAGCUCUACAAACAUUCAGACGCACAUUCUAAUCCCUGGGAAAUUGUUGGCCUGCCAAGCCUCAAGCUGGGCGAUUACCGCAAAAUGACACGUGUCAGGCGCAUUGUGCGCUUGGCCUAAAAGUAUGCUGCAUCAUUAGUGUCAGAGCGAAGGAUUCCACGCAACAAAAGAGACACCAACAGUAGUCGACUGCAGCAGGGAAAUUGAAAAUGUAUGCUCAUUAGGAGGACUCAGGACACCGAGAAGCCAGAAGGCGGGUAGGACAAAAACCAACGGCAAAAGCGCAUUAUAAGGACCCCCGAAACGACAAGUUCCUAAGACAAACAGCGGCGGCAACACCAACAAACCUACAACCAACAGUCUGUCAUAAUUACCCGACAGCAACAAAGGGGAAGAAGAUGGGUCGAAGGACAGCUGGCAAAAGUCAAGGACAAGCUUAAAAGUAUUUCGCGAAAGCAUGAAACGAGAGCGCCAGACCCGUGCAAGUGACUUCUGGUAUUCGCCCAACAAAGUGUAUGAAAUGCCAGCCUCCUCGGCUAGCUGAUGCGCCAAUAAAUUCUGAAAAUAAGAAAAAUUAACAGAGAGCUCACCGGGGCUCUUUGCUGUCGAAUUAUAGCCAAGGAAAGUGAUAGAUUCGAUUAGUAAUCCAAAAAGCAUCAAGCAAACGAGAAACAUCGAGGAGAACGCCAUCGACGACGAUAACUCUGACAAAGACAACAACCGGAGGCUUCUUUAAUUUGUCAGACGUACCCGUACCUCGGGCCACGCCUUGUCACUCCACCACCGACGACGAAAGCCGGCUGGAACGUCCUCUCGGAUUUCCGUAAAAUUCAUCGCUUUAAGCCAACAAACAGCGAGUCAUGCCGGAGCAGGAUAAUUACGAUGAUGAGUUGGUCUCCAGCAAUCCGAAUCAGCGGAACUGGCGUGGCAUCCUCAUCGCCCUACUGGUCAUCAUCAUUGUUCUCGCCCUGAUUGUUACUUCGGUGGUGCUGCUCACGCCCCCCGAUGAGGGACCGCGCGUCAAGGGCCAACGAAUCAAGCUGCAGGACAUAGUCGAUGGCCUCUACAUGCCACAGCAUGCCAACGGCAGUUGGAUCGAUGGCGAGGAGUUCCUCUAUCAGGACCAUUUGGGUCGCAUCUGUCUGCUGAAUGCAGCCAAUCGCACGGAACGUAUCCUCAUGUCCAAUGUGACAUUUAAAACCUUGGCGCCCUUCACUUUUACCAUAUCGGCGGACAAGCGUUAUCUGCUGUUGGCCCAAAAUGUUGUGAAAUUAUUCCGGCACUCGUACUUGGCCCAAUACACGCUCUACGAUAUACAGACCAGCGAGAGCAUCAAGCUGCGUCACAGUCCACAUCAGGAUGAAUGGCCAUAUCUGCACUAUGCCCGAUUCAGUCCCCGUGGCAAUGGAUUGGUCUGGGUGCACAGCUACGAUAUAUACUAUAGAAAGGAGGCGCGCGGCACCACAGCACAUCGCAUAACCCAUGAUGCAGUGCCUGGAGUGGUCUACAAUGGCAUACCCGAUUGGCUCUACGAAGAGGAAAUCCUUCAUGCAAAUAAUGCAAUUUGGAUGUCGGACACUGGCCAACUGAUGCUCUAUGCCACUUUCAACGACACGAACGUCCAGGAGCAGCACUUUGCCUGGUACGGCACGACGGGUCCAUCUGCCAGUGGGGCUGCAGCAGCAGCUGCAGGCACGCCCGGAGCAAGUGGCGGCUCAUCGUCGGUGGGUGGCAGUAAUCCGUAUGCCAACCUUUACCCGGAAAUCAGAUCCUUACGCUAUCCAAAACCCGGCACACCAAAUCCGACAGUAACUUUACGUGUGGUCGACCUCAAGGAUCCCAAGAAGGUGCACAUCACGAGCCUGCGACCACCGCAAAUAAUAGCAAAUGAAGAUCAUUACUUUAGCAGUGCCAGUUGGGUAAGUGGCACAGAGAUCGCUGUUGUCUGGCUGAAUCGGCCACAGAACAUAUCCGUUGUGAGCGUGUGCAAGAGUCCGUCGUUCGAGUGCAUUGAGACCCAUCGUGUGAGUGGCGAUGGACGUGGCUGGGUGGACACCGUCGCCGUGCCACUGUUUGCGGCCAAUGGAAGUAUCUAUGUGGCCAUCUCUCCGUUACGCGAUGGCCUGUUUGGCUAUUUCCGGCACAUCGUGCACGUGGACAUCGACAAUAACCGAGUGCUGCCGCUCACCCAUGGCGCCUACGAGGUGAAUCGAUUGUUACACUGGGACCAGCUGGAUAAUUGGAUCUACUUCCUGGGCACCCCGGAGCGUUUGCCCUCGCAGCAGCAUUUGUACCGCGUUUCUGCGCUGCCCGCCCGCCAGGGACAGGCACUGCACACGCCCGACUGCAUCACGUGUCCCGCUCUGAUGCAACGCUCCGAUAGCUACGAGGAGGGUCACACGAAGUCGCCGCCGAAGCUGGUCACCGCCUGGGAUGACGACUGGGAGGACUCUGAGGAGGUGGAGGCUCCGCCACCGGCCAUGCCACUGGAGCAGCAGCCGCGACCGGGACGCGGACAGAGGCCACCGCUGCCGCCGCCACCCAGCGAUUGCCUCUACCACGAGGCACAGUUUCCCAUCACGCUGCAGGCGCGUUACGUUCUGGUGGAGUGUCUGGGCCCUGUUGUGCCCACCUCAAUUAUCUAUGGCCUAAAGUCGGCGAACAGCCCACCAACGAGUGCCAAGGUCAAGCGACAGAGCACCCAGCAGGAGGAACCCUCAACGGAGGGCGGCGAGCAGAAGGCAGAGGUCGAACCAAAGUCACAAUUUUUGGAGCUACUCGUCACGAUCCAGAACAAUACGCGGCUCAAGGAGAAAAUGGCCAAGACGGCGCUGCCUCAGGUGAAGACCUUCCCCGUGAUGAUCUCCGGCGGCUAUCAUGCCCAGGUGCGGCUCUAUCUGCCACCCGUCUUACGCGAGGAUGAGAUCACUCGCUAUCCCACCAUUCUGCAUGUGUAUUCGGGUCCGGGCACACAGCUGGUCACCGAUCGCUGGCAUGUUGAUUGGAACACCUAUUUGUCGGGCAGCAAGGAUUACAUUGUCGUCGAGAUUGAUGGACGUGGCUCUGCGGGACAGGGCUACCAACUGCUGCACGAGGUCUACAAGCGUCUGGGCAGCGUUGAGGUCUCCGAUCAGCUGGAGGUCAGCGAGUAUCUGCGGGACAAUCUGCACUUUAUUGACUCGCGUCGCAUGGGUGUCUGGGGCUGGAGCUACGGCGGCUACACGGCUGCUCUGGCACUCGCCGGCCAGCAGGAUAUAUUUCAGUGUGGCAUAAGUGUCUCACCGGUUACCAAUUGGAAGUUAUAUGACUCCACCUAUGCCGAACGUUAUCUGAGUUUCCCCAAUGUUACGGACAACUACAAGGGCUACGAGGAGAGUGAUCUGUCCAAGUAUGUGGACAACCUGCGCGAUCGUCAGUUUUUGCUCGUCCAUGGCACCGCCGAUGACAAUGUGCAUGUGCAGCAAUCGAUGGUACUCGCUCGUUCGCUGACCAGCAAAGGAGUGCUCUACAAGCAGCAAAUCUAUCCGGAUGAAGGACACAGCCUAUCGGGUGUCAAGCGGCAUUUGUAUCGCUCAAUGACUGCGUUUUUCGAGGACUGUUUCAAGAAGCUGAUCGAUCAGCAGCAACAAAAUCAAACAGAUUCCAUGGAUUUCCUGGACUUUCAUAGUUUCUAUGGGCGCUAAGUUUUCUGCUUCCACAAAAACCCUACCAACAUCCUUCAGAUACCUAGGUGCCGCCGGAGUCGAAGGCUGGCCUGGGCAAUGGCGGCGAUAUGCAGCAGUAAUAAACAUAAUUUUAGAGCAGGAAUAAUUCUGAUGGCACAACUCAAAACGGAACGUGGGAACGAAAUUGCAUUAAAUGUGAUUUAUCAUUUACAAAAACAAACCAGAAACCAGAAAACACACAGAGACACCGAGACACACAGCCAGAGGCAGGAGAACUACUCACUUAAAUGGCAUUUUGUUGUAAAAUUAAUAAGCCAAGCAGAAACACUACUACCAAAUCCAGGAAAAGGCAGCGAUUCGGAGGACGAGCCCAGUCAGUGUGUGCCCAUAAAAAGCGCAAACAAAAUACGAAUGUGUAAAGGAGCAAAAUCAACAUGGUUGUGAAAACAUAACUUCCACACAGAGGCACAGAAAACAGCAGCAGCAGACACACAGAUAAAAACAUGCUUACACAACACACACAGGCACACGAACACGAUGCUACAAGAGAGGCAGCGAGCGAGAGCAAGAACGACGCGCACAAAGGUAGGCAAUAAAAAAUUACGCAUGUGGCUCCUUCUACGGUGACAGGUGUAACAUUUUAAUGCCCUUGCAGAGAGCGGGUAUUACCAAAUUCAUAUUGGAAAUAUUCCUGAUCCACGUGACCUUCAAACUGUGCUUUCUAUCGCUCGAUCUGCAAGGGUAUUAAACGCGUCGCUUCGCAGAAUCUGCCUUUCUUUAUUGUUUAUUCUUGGUUGCUAUAACUUGUGCAGUUUAUGCAUAAAUAUCCAAUGAACAGCAAACAGAAAUAAAAUGGCAAAACACAUUUAUUGAAAAGGCAAUCGCGAGCCAGCUGAGGUUUGAGGCGUCAAACGGAAAUUGCCAGCAUAAAUCAAAAAUUUUGACAACGUUCCAAAUGACAUUUUUGGGGUUUGGUGUAGUAAAACAUUUGGAUCAUUUGCUAAAAUUUUUAAUGGAAGCCCAAAAAGUAAAGAUACAUUUUUGAAAUUUUGCUCAUAAUUGAAUAACUUUAUUUUCGAUUAAAGAGUGUCUCAUUUGCAUAGCUAUCUUUAGAAGACUCUUUCUCAAAUUUAAUGUCUGUUAAUCGCACAUUUGAUGAUUGAAUUUUAUGAUAAAAUUUACUGCCACCAAAGAACACAAGCGAAAUUAAACAGAUUAAUGUCCGAGUUGUGGCCCCGUCCGUGCAAUGCCCUCGCUCAGCUGGUGCGAAAAAGAGAUAGAGAGAGAGAGAGAAAGAAAAUGCGUUUUCAGUAAAGUUUAAUUAAAUCAAAUGGAAGAAAAACACAGCCACGCAACAGGCCAUAACACAAAAAGCAUAAAUAUUUGAAAUGAAACGGGAAUGUUGGUACCAGAGACGCAUGCAAAAUAAUUUCGUAUAAAAACUGAAUUGAAUUGAAUUUGCAGGGAGCAAACCGGCAGAAAAACGCAAAAUUGCCAAAGUAAAAUUAAAGAGGAGAAAAUAUACGAGUAUAUAUGAGAGGGAAAACUCCAACCAGAAAUUAAAAAGCAAAUAAACAAAUUUAAUAGUUUAAAUGCAUGUAAGUAGCGCAACAAAAUAUUUCAAAUAUUUAAUAGACAAAUUGAAUCGCGUUUUUUGUUAUUAAAUUUUUCAUUGCCACAAGAACGUGGCAAGGCAAAAUACAUUUCUAAAGGAGAAAGUAGUAGUGAAAGUAGAAUUAAUCAAACCAACUAGCCCAUAAGCGAAGGAGAACUAAAGCAAAGUUGAAUGAUGAAAAAUGAUGAAAAAAGGUCAAAAAUAGCUGCGAUACACAAUAAACAUAAAAAGAAAAACAAAUGAAUGACACAAAAUAAUGCACGAAUUGUAUGCAAAAACUGCGACUGUCACAGGCACAGGAGCGGGAAACGUUGACAAAGGACAAAGGCACGUUGAGGCGCCAAUGACACCGCAUCGCACAGACAGUCCCAGUCCCAAUUAGCGUGGAGAAUCCUCCACCAUACAUACAUAUUUUCCCAUCCCAUUCAAAAUAUGGCAAUAGGCAGUAAAGGAUUAGCUUUAAUUAGAUUUCGGGCAUGCCACACUUUAUUUUUUCUUAUUUGCGAGCGGCAGUUAAUUAGCAAACCGCCAGGCAAAUUCUGACUCGGUUGCGGCUCUUAAUUAUGAUGGUUGUGCAGGCUGACAGUAGCACAGAAGCAGCUGUUGAAUAUGGUUUAUACGGUUAUAGGAUAGCUCGGUUCGGGUUCUGCAAAACUAGAGGUGGGGCUUGACAUAUGACAACAGGACAGCCCUGUCAGUGGUUUCGAAAAAACGAGAAUAUGGGAGGAAACUCCCUCAGCAGAUCUCCAAGGAUUAAUAUUAAUAUUAAAUUUUUUCUUAGCAAAUAAUUUAUACAAAAAUGAUGUCAAAAUCUGGCAGAAAAGCCUUUAGAUCUUAUUGCCAUGAAAACCCCACUAAUUGUUGCGAUUUGUUGGGAAAACUACUUCUUUUUUAUGUGACGUAAAGCUCAAGUGAAAUUAAACCUAAUUACCAGGGCAGCCUUAAAAUUAUACUUUGCCGUGUUACCAGUUCAAGUUGUGGCACCUUAGCAACUUGGUAGUACCCAUACAAGUAUGUGGAUAACCCUUUAUAUCCUCGCAGCUCGGCAGCAAUCUCAAUGGCCUCAAAUUUCCAGCAACUUUCAGGGCAAUUUUAAUAAUAAAGCCACGAACAGGUCUCCCUAGCCUCAAACCCUUCGUGUGGCUUAGAGAUCCCCCAGGUAGGCCUCUUUUGGUGGGUUGGUUGGAAAAUUGCAAAGGCAACAUAAAUUUCUGUCUGCUCGACACUUUUAUGUGCGUCGCUGGCGGUCUCUGCCCGUUUUACGCGUUUUUAGACGCUGGCAAAGCGCAUGCCAAUGUUUGGCCAAGUCCGGGUGUACGUUUACCCCUCCACAAUUAACUCGCACACAUCUACAAAGAGAAAAGCACACACACAGAUACACCACCUGGUGUGGUGUGGUGUGGUGUGAUGUGAUGGUGGUCGUUGACGGACGGGUGGUUCUAUGUGUGGGUUUUAGGUGUUUAUUUUUAGUCUGAAAGGUCGUCACAGCUGUGUUAGAUGUCGGAAAAACUGAGUCUGCGGCUGUAAAAAGGCCAGCUGCUACCCCCCCACAACUUCUGUUGACACACAAAAAAUAUGAAUGGACGAAGGUGUUUUGCCUUAAAUGGAUGCCAGUACUAGGUCCGGACAUCCUUUUGCCUUCUUUUAGAUGAAGACAUAAGUGCGAUGCCGUGUGACGUUCGGCGUCCAUUGCGUGUCAUGCGGAAAUUGAAAUUGCUCUAAGAAAACAAAACGAAUACCGAAUAUUUAAAUGCUUUCUAUGUAGAGUACUAAGGACCAAUUACCAAAGAAACAAAGUGAAAAAAAUGAAUAACUAUUAUAGUGCAUACAUACAAGAACAUGGAGAACAUGGAGAAUUCUAAUAGAGAUAUUAAUGAAAUUUGCAAUAUAGUAUUAUAAAUAGAUAACGACACUCGACCUACGAUCUACGACAUAAUGAAUAAUUGACUCAAAUACCAUUUAGUAAUUAUACAAGCAUACAAUACAAUAUAUAUACAUAUAUAUCUAUACAUAAAAUAUACACCUACUGAUAUAUAUUCUGAUAUAUACAAGAAUCAAAUAACUAUAUAUAUAAACGAGUAUACAGUAGUCUAGUUCGUUUAGUGGAUCAAGCGUUUGCAUUAUUCGAGUUAUAAAACCAACCAAAAGAAACAUUUAAAAACAAACAAACAAAACAAAUUCUGUAAACAAGAAAAAUAUGAUUAGCUCAAGUGGAAACUCGGGUGGAUGAUGGCUCGGGUAGCUCUGUAUAAAAGGUAAACUGUAAUAUACGCCUAUGGAUAACUAUGAAUACUAUACUUUGAUAUAUGAUAAAUAUAUUUUAUAAAAAACUUUUACUCUUAAACAAUAAAAAACACUUUUAAUACUCUGUCUUCAGCCUUACCGUAAACUAUAAUAAUAAUAAAAAAACAGAAAAGAAAGUGAAUUUGGAACAAAAACGAAGAAUAGAAAAAAUUACUUAGCCUAACUCAAGCCUAAACCAACGAAAUCGAUUCCAAAUUGUUAGUUAUGUUGUUUUAGUGUACAUAAGCUUUAAUGUGGU